This is a messenger RNA of Priceomyces carsonii, 1713 nucleotides long. Its product is annotated as nucleobase cation symporter-1 family protein. The coding region runs from base 1 to 1713 and encodes 570 amino acids. The transcript has a single exon. The record is from RefSeq and is a predicted model, not a curated record. Gene Ontology annotation, cellular component: plasma membrane. Gene Ontology annotation, biological process: transmembrane transport; nucleobase transport. Gene Ontology annotation, molecular function: nucleobase transmembrane transporter activity. Lineage: Eukaryota; Fungi; Ascomycota; Pichiomycetes; Serinales; Debaryomycetaceae.
AUGACUGUGAAGGGGACUAUAUCAAGGAUAAACGAGGCCGUCAAAGUAAAAGGGGAGGGUGUGGAGCAGAUUACGUAUCUCAGGAAUAAAGACAUCAUACCUAUGGGGCCAGAAAGAAGGAUUUGGGGUCAGUUCUCUUAUAUGUUCUAUUGGUCAAUCACUAAUGUAACAAUAAGUACUUGGUCAGGUGCUUCUUCUUUGUUGUCGAACGGUCUAUCAGUCGGCGAAACUAUGGGAAUCAUUAUCAUAGGAAAUGUCAUAAUCGCAACUCUAGCUCUUCUCAAUGCGGCACCCGGUGGGUAUUACCAUAUAGGGUACACUAUCUCUCAGCGUGUUGUGUUUGGUAUAAGGGGCUCUACUAUUGGAAUAGUUAUUCGGAUUAUAUUAUCUAUUGUUUGGUUUGGGUCACAGGCAUACUUGGGGUCACUUUGUUUGAGCUGUAUCUUUUCUAGUUGGAGUAGUAAUUAUCUUAACAUGAAAAACACCAUUCCUGAAUCUGUCAACAUGACGACCAGAGACCUAGUUGGCUUUGUUAUAUUUCAAGUUAUUUCAAUUCCUUUAUUAUUUUUGAAACCAGAGAAGAUAAACAAGUUAUUGAUGGUGACGUGCUGUGCGACAUUCUUUGCCAUGAUGGGCAUUACAAUUUGGGCAGUUACUAAUAAUGGUGGAAGUAAUGGUCCAUUAAUGACAACAUCCUCACAAAUGAGUUCAUCUGCAAGGGGUUGGUACUGGGUUUAUGGUAUCAGUUCUUGGUAUGGCUCUCUAUCUUCCGGUGUUGCAAAUCAGUCAGACUUCACUAGGUUCUCAAGGAAAACAUGGUCAUCUUUCUGGGGAACUAUAUUUUCGUUGAUAGUGAUUGGAACUAUUAUACCGCUAAUGGGAUUGGUUACAGCUUCUGCAAUGAAAGAAACUUACAAGGAAGAAUUUUGGUUGCCAAAUUCUAUAAUCAUUCAGUGGCUAGAAACAAACUAUAGCCCAAAGGCGAGAGCAGCUGCCUUUUUCUGCGGCGUUUCUUUCACUUUGUCACAAUUGUGCUUCAACACAAUGGGAAAUGGAUAUGCUGGGGGGAUGGAUAUGGCAGGAAUCUUGCCGAAAUAUAUAACAAUAAAAAGGGGUGCUGUAUUGACAGCCUUGUUAUCUUGGGUUGUACAACCUUGGGAUUUUUAUAAUACUUCUUCCACAUUUGUGACAGUAAUGUCUUCUUUUUCAGUAUUCAUGUCACCGAUUGUUGCAAUCAUAACUUCGGACUUCUGGGUGAUUAGGCGAAAGAAGCUUAAAUUGUCACAUUUGUAUGUGGAUGACGCUAAUGGAAACUAUUGGUACUCGGCCGGUUGGAAUUACAGGUCAUUGAUUAUCUGGGGUAUUUCAUUUGCACCUGGCCUUCCGGGGUUGAUGAAUGGAGCGAACCCUUCAAUUAAAAUAAACUCCGGAAUUCGUAAUUUUUACUACGGUAAUUGUCUAUUUGAGUUUUCAAUUGCCUUUUUCUUGAAUUGCCUUAGUGCUUAUAUCUGGCCAUACAAGAAUGUGGAAGAUGUCGAUAAUAUUGAUUAUUUUGAUUCUUUCACAGAAGAAGAAUGUAAACAGAGAGAUAUGAUAACUUAUCAGCAAUGGAAAGGAACUACAAAUAUUGAUAAUGUUCAUAUUCCAGAAGAAGGUCUCUUAAAAGAGUUGAAAGAUGCUUCAAUCAUUUCAGCUGACGAUUUGAGUAGCUGA